Molecule: messenger RNA, 1534 nt
Organism: Acanthoscelides obtectus
Lineage: Eukaryota; Metazoa; Arthropoda; Insecta; Coleoptera; Chrysomelidae
Source: the annotation of a GenBank genome assembly
UGUGGAGUGGCUUGGAACAAUGCUGCUCCGAAAUAAUUAAUAUAGGUAAGAUGUGAUAAUGAAAUAGAGCAGUUUUACUUUUGAUAUUUAUUGGAAUUUAGAAUAUGUCACCAAACCCUUAAUUAAGCAUGCGUUUAUGUCCACUUUGAAAAAAAACCUGAGUAAAAUUUUCCCACUCCACUCGGUUCCUCUGUGCCUACAUUAUUUUUUUAUAAAUUGUGUUUCAAGAAAUGAUUUUCAGUUCCAGUUUCUGUCACCCAGGUUUCAAGAUUGGAGUGGCUUAAAAAGAUACAGCACGCGUAUUCUGUAUCCUCUAAGAAAGAAAUUUCUUUCUAUAAACUCUUUAUCGCACUUUACCCUAUUCUGUAAGAUGAUUCGGCAGCGAUCGGGUUGCACGAACGCAUUGUUCGGUAUAAAGGAAUAGAAAGGCAAAAUUACCUCUUUCUAUUAUUCUUGUCUCUUUUUAACACACGCGUACUUAUUGCAUCUUUGUCGGCAGUCCGCAUGUUGUCUACAUUACGUAAAAGUGGGGUUAUGCAUAUGUUAAUAUGUUAAUAACGACGGUUAAUAAUAAUCAUCUACAAGUGAAUACCAUGGAUAAACGGGAUUUUAAGACUCAUCCUCACCAGUGGAGCACUAUUGUGGACUUUGGAGAAGAGCAUCCCACAAUUUUUAGACCACAAUUCAAACAUGGUGACGAUGAUGCUAGACAAAAUGCGAUAUGUUGGGAGAAGCUAGUACAAUCAUUGAAUUCGAUGGGAUUUGGGUUUAGGAGUGUGGAGAAAUGGAAAAUGGCUGUUGGUAGAUGGAAAUCUAAGGUUAAGGUAAAAGCAGCACAGCUGAGGAUCGAGAGCCAAAAAACUGGUGGUGGCUGUUUAAAUGCUGCUCCGUUAACAGACACGGAGGAGCGACUAAUGAAAUUAAUUGGUUGGAAAUCAGUAACAGGGAAUAGCAAUGCAGAGCUGGGAUUGGUCAUUUGAUACAUUUAAAUGAAAUUGGAUCCAUCCGGCCCAUCGCAGCACACUAGCCACUGCCAGAAUUGAAACCCUUCAUAGAAGGAAACACCAGUAAAACUGCAACACCAAAUCCUCAACCUUCUUGCAGCACAGUAUCGAAGUCGCCUCCAACACUUAAUCAAGAACCAGCCAGAAAACGUAGUCGACUAUCUACUGAAAAAUCAAGGAAAUUUGUUUCCUUGGCAAAAAUGCAUCAGGAGGCCAUGGAGGAAAGGAAAAAAUUGAGAAAUAUUGUCAAACGACAGGCUGAAGCCCAAGAAGCAAUGGCUGGAACACUUAAAGAACUUUUGGCCUAUAUAAGAACAAAAGAUGAAAAAUGAAUAAACAUAAUAGUGCAUUGUAAACAAUGUGAUUUUAGUUUUAGAAGUAUAAAUAAUAUUUAUUUAUAGAAUUUAUUUUUGUUUGCUCUUAGAUUGUUUGACUGAAUAAUGAUUCAAGUUUUUUCGUUGUAAUGUUUGUUUGUGGAAAACCUUUGUCUUUGUUUCAUGGUGUUUUUCACAAUAAAAUAUUUUUUUUAA